Kalmanozyma brasiliensis GHG001 is the source of this 1791-nucleotide messenger RNA. Its product is annotated as Peptidase S10, serine carboxypeptidase. Gene Ontology annotation, cellular component: fungal-type vacuole. The transcript has 2 exons. Lineage: Eukaryota; Fungi; Basidiomycota; Ustilaginomycetes; Ustilaginales. The coding region runs from base 1 to 1791 and encodes 596 amino acids. The record is from RefSeq and is a predicted model, not a curated record. Gene Ontology annotation, biological process: proteolysis. Gene Ontology annotation, molecular function: serine-type carboxypeptidase activity.
AUGAGGAGCUUUACCUUCCUCUCGUGCCUAGCGGCCAUGCUAUGCGUUACAGCGUCGGCUGCCAUUGUCGAUGCUCGCAGUCAAGUCAACAUGGGCGUCGGUGCUCAAACAAACGGUCCAUGGGCUGUCCCUCGACCAGGCAGCUACAUCGAGACGAAAGAGGCCAUCGUCGACGUAGCGGCUGCUGACCUUCUAUCGGAAGCUCAGGCACAGCUGGAUGCUUCUCUCGCUUCCUCAUCGGGAAUUGGCGGACCUGCUCGUCUCGAGCUGCCGCUAGACGCCAUCUCUGCUGCUGCCUUUGGCUCUUCCGACGUUGAAAAGAUCAUCGUCUCGCAAAAGGGUGACUUCACCGUCCUCUCCCACCGCGACUUCCCUGCCGUCUCGGUUCGAAUCAAGCAGCUCUACUCGCCCCCACCUGCAUCCGAGCUCAAAGGACACGAUGUCGACCCCGACGCCUUCUGCGACCCCACCGUCACCUCGUGGUCCGGCUACAUCGACACCGUCUUUGGAGGCAAGAGCCUGUGGUUCUACUUCUUUGAGUCGCGCUCCAACCCUUCCAAGGACCCUGUCAUCCUCUGGACCAACGGCGGUCCCGGCUGCUCUUCCUCCCUUGGUCUCUUCAUGGAGCUCGGCCCGUGCCGCGUUCCCGAGAACGGCGGCAAGCCCAGCCCCGGCCCUCCCAUCAACGGCACCAAGUGGCAUCCUCAAUCCUGGACCAAUCGCGCCAACGUCUUUUUCAUCGACCAACCCGUUGGCGUGGGCUACUCCUACUCCAAAACCGACCAGAAGGUCUACACCACCGAAGAGGCCGCCAAGGACGUCUACGCCUUCCUGCGCGUCUUCUUCUCCGCCUUCGACCGUUUCAAGACCAACGACUUUUACAUGGCCGGCGAAUCGUACGGUGGUCGAUACAUCCCCAUUUUUGCGUCCGAAGUGGCGGAUCGCAAUCACGAGGUCGAGCGCAAAGCUCUCAAGUCAGGCAAGAAGGUCGACCGCGAUCAGCUGAUCAACCUCAAAGGCGUCAUGAUCGGCAACGGUCUCACGGAUGUCAGCAAGCAAAUCUCGGGCUAUUACGACAUGACCUGCACGCGUCGUGGUGGUGUCGAGCCGAUCUUGAACAUCGAAACCUGCAAACGCAUGCACACGUACGUGCCCAAAUGCCGCACCAAGCUCGCCGAGCACUGCGUCGACUCGUUCAACCCGGACCUUUGCGAUCUGUGGAUGAGCAAAUGCUCGGAAGAGAUCGAAGCGCCCUACUUCUACACCGGCCAGAACCCGUACAACAUCAAGGACGACUGCAAGUCCGGUCUCGAGCCCAACCUCUGUUACGAUGUGACGGAUGAUAUUCGCAAGUACCUCGACAGGGAUGAUGUGCGCGAUCUCGUCGGUGCCGCGCCCAAAGAUCAGAUUGGAAAGUUUGCCAGCUGCAACAUGAACAUCAAUGCCGGGUUCAGCAGGAUGUUGGAUUCAGCCCACGAUAAUGGGUUCAACGUCGCCGGUCUGCUCGAGAGGGGCAUCAAGGCGCUGGUGUACGUGGGAACGCUCGAUUGGAUCUGCAACUUCAACGGAAACUACGAGUGGGUCAAGACGCUCGAUUGGAGCGGAAGCGAGACUUGGAAGGACGCCAAGAACUACGAAUGGGUGGUCGACGGCGAAAAGGCGGGCCGCACGCAAAGCGGAGGCGGUCUCACCUGGGCCACCGUCUACGAAGCGGGGCACAUGGUACCGUACGACCAGCCCGACGCUGCUCUCGCCAUGCUCAAUCGCUGGUUGGACGGCCAACAACUUUGA